This is a messenger RNA of Toxorhynchites rutilus septentrionalis, 1052 nucleotides long. RefSeq names its product lysozyme c-1-like. NCBI's taxonomy places the organism in Eukaryota, Metazoa, Arthropoda, Insecta, Diptera, Culicidae. The record is from RefSeq and is a predicted model, not a curated record. The transcript is spliced from 5 exons. Bases 269 to 715 code for a protein of 148 amino acids.
UCAAAUAUCGUCAUCGGAGUGCGGUACCCAAAGGCAAGAUCGCGCCGAACCAUUGUUCAGAUUGAUUUUGAAGUGUGAAAAAGUGACCAAAAACUGUGAAGUUGAGGCUGUUUGAAAUAUUAGGGGUUCUGAGUGAUUGAUUACACGUGAUACCAACAAACCUCGUGAUUAGAGGAAGAACCCGAAAGAACCGAAGCCAAUUACGAGUGAGCCGUGAAUAUCAAUCAGUCUAGUGCGAUUUAGAGAUCAAGAAAGUACUUUCGGUGACAUGGCUUAUCGCGUAAGUGGGGCAAUUGUCGGAUGUUUUAUAUUGCUGCUCGUUUUGACCAUCGGUGUAUUUGCGAAGGCGAAGGUGUACCAGAAGUGCCCCUUGGCGAGAGAGCUGGACAGUCACCAAAUCUCCAGGACAUUGAUUUCGAACUGGGUUUGCUUGGUCAACGCCGAAAGUGGUGCCGACACGUCCAAAAAAGUUGCGCUGGAUAAUCUUACCACCAGCUAUGGUAUAUUUCAGAUAAACAGCAAGGAUUGGUGUCGUGUUGGCCGCAAAGGCGGAAAGUGUAAUAAAAACUGCGAAGAUUUCCUAACCGAUGACAUUUCCGAUGACAUCGAGUGCGCCAAGUUGAUCUACAAAGAUCAGGGAUUCUCCCACUGGAAAGGAUGGGUGAACAAAUGUAAACAGAAACCGCUACCCGACAUCUCCAGCUGCUGGAAUUGAGAGGCGAAUGAUGAUCACGUCUUCGUUUAUUCGAAGAUCAUUGAAAAUAUAUAUGAUUUGGAUUCGAAAUUUGGAUUAUUCCUACAGAAGAUCCGAACGACCACGUUCGACUCUUGUUGGACCUAAACUGAUAUGGCAGCAAUAUUCUUGAAAUACAAAGAAAUAUAACGAAUGGUAGCACACUGGCAUUCAAUCACAAAAAUUGGUUCGUCGACCACAUUCAAGCAGGAUUUGUAGUCAAAACAAAUCCUCUGUAAUAAUAGUUGUCCGAGUGAAAGUUGCAUCAGAAAUAAUUAGAGUGAAUAAAAUAUUCUGGACAGUCGGACAAUAUCGUUCA